AUCGCCUCUCCCGCUGCCUCCCAGUGGCAACAACAGCACGAGUGCAUCGAGUAACAUCACCACUGUAUCAAUAUCGCUCUUGUUCUUGCCUGCGACUCGUUGUACUCGUGUUGUUGGAGGCUGAUCUUGGCGUUCCUCCCUCUUAACGUACCCACGUUCGCGACCUGAUGCCUCGAGGAAACGCGACCGCCCUCCCCGCAUCCAGGCACCAGCAGCAGUAGCGCGCAGCGGCAGCAGAAUGAAACGAAAAGCGCUGCAAGUCUGGGAUCCCACGAGAUCCGACUCAGACGACGAGGACUUCGACGACAACGCGGCCGAGCCACGCCCACAGAAACGGUCACGGAAGUCGCAGAAGCGGUCGCCGCGCAAACGCGACAAACCCCGUCGCGAGCGCUACGGCGACUCAUCAGACGACAUUGUGGACGACAGCGAGGCUGCCAGCGACGAAGAAGAGGCUUCUUUCACCAACACCGACGAAGACAAGCCCAUCGAACGCAAUCCGCGAACGGGAAGAAGUGUGCGAUCUGCCGCGAAGAAGGCAGUAAAGUAUGAGGAGAGUGAGGACGAAGAGGACGAAGAACCAGCCGAUAGCGAUCACGACCCGAUACAGCCCACACCUGCACGAAGCAAGCAGGCGCGUCGAGCAGCUUUGACCAAACCAUCGCUCAUUGUUCGUCUGAAGAUAGCACACACCAUGGAAGGCGGUCGAGUCAUACGAACGCGCACUGGUAGCCGGCGCGCACCCACACCAUCGCUGCAAACGCAAGGCUCAGCGGGCGGCCGACGCAGCAGUCGUCUAUCGCACGAUGAUGCGGAUCCUCUGAUUGCCCUCACCGAUUCGGGGCGCCACCAUGUUGUCACUAGAGCUGGGAGCGGCACGCCGGAGCCCUCAAACACACGACGUCCAACACGAGGUGGCAAAGGCGUCGCGCACAAGAAGCCGCCGCCGAGUGCCAUCUUCGAAGUCUCGCAUGAAGAUUCGAUCUCCGACCCACGCCAAACUACAGAAGGUCAGCACUUCUUUGCCGAACUCGAGCAAGCUGCCGCGAAACAAGAGGAAGGGGAGGAGCCAGCAGUAUCCCGGACAUCUCCGACCUCCACGACCAAGGACGAGGACAUUCGAAUGGAAUAUGUUAAUGAGGAGGAAGAGGAGCAGGUUGUGCAGGAAUCACAGAACUCACAGCCAGAUCCAGCUCCCGAUGCGCCUGGCGAGGACGACAACGAUGAAGAUGAGGGCCCAGUCGUCAAGGGCCGCAGCCUACGUGCACGCCGCAAAGCCUCGACACCUCCUCAGUCCCAGCCGGAGACCACUUCGCGUAGAUCUCUGCGUAACCGAAAACAGGGUGCAGAGCAGAGCAGUGACUUUGAACCAGACGCAGAAGGCGAAGCUGAUGCGGAUCAAGAUGUUUCUGACUCUGAUGAUAACCUACUCAAGCCUGGACGUGCCAGGAACAGUAGCAACGAGGAUAGCUCUCAAGGACGACGAUCCGGAAGACUCGCUCGCAAAUCUGCAUCGCGACGGAGCCGCUCGAGGAGAGAGCCGUCUGUGGAAGAGGAGCUGGACGUCGAGGAAAUCGCCGACGAAGCUGCCGAGCUCGAUGAGGACAGGAGACGCAAUCGUCGCUCAAGAGGACGCCGCGAGCGUGCUGCUGAAGGGGGAAACGAAAUCAACUUUGAGCCCAACUUGCGCAGUCGCGGCAACAGACCAGACUAUCGUAUUAUUCGUCCUGAACUGUUGCUACCCGUGGAGGACGAUGACGCGCCCGCGCUUCCUGCUGCCACGCCUCAGCGCAAUCGCCGAGGUGGCGGUGGACAUACCUAUCGCAGCUUGUUCUCUACCUACGGACCUUUCGGUGGCGGUGGUGGCCCUCUUCCGGUGUUAGGAGGACCUGAUGGCAUCGGCGCAGCUGGCGGAGUCGAUUCUGACAGCAGCGACGAUGAGUUUGCCCCUCGAGGCGGACAGCAAGGUCUCGGUGGUGCUGUGGGUAUGACGCCCACGUCAGCGUUCCCGAGGCCUUUCGCCGCUGGAGCUGCGCCUCAAGCACUCAACAACGACCCCCUGACAGGUGCUGGCGGCGGGCCGCCAGGCCUUGGAAAGGUCAAAGACAAGAAAGCUUUGGCUGACGCGGAUCCUCUCGGUGUUGAUACCAACGUCACGUUUGACGGCGUUGGAGGCCUCGACAAUCACAUCAACCAGCUGAAGGAAAUGGUCGCCUUGCCACUGUUAUACCCAGAAGUCUUCCAGCGCUUUCAUGUCACGCCUCCUCGUGGCGUUCUCUUUCAUGGCCCUCCUGGCACGGGUAAAACACUUCUUGCUCGUGCUCUGGCAUCGAGUGUCAGCUCACACGGCCAAAAAGUCACCUUUUACAUGCGAAAAGGUGCAGACGCCCUCAGCAAGUGGGUGGGUGAAGCCGAGAAGCAGCUGCGCCUGUUGUUUGAAGAAGCACGUAAGAAUCAGCCCAGUAUCAUCUUCUUCGAUGAGAUCGAUGGUCUUGCACCUGUGCGCUCCAGCAAGCAGGAACAAAUUCAUGCAUCCAUUGUGGCGACUCUGCUUGCACUUAUGGACGGCAUGGACGGUAGAGGUCAAGUCAUCGUCAUUGGAGCAACGAAUCGACCCGACUCAGUCGAUCCUGCCCUUCGCCGUCCUGGAAGAUUCGAUCGCGAGUUCUACUUCCCACUACCUGACGUUGCUGGACGACGCAAAAUCAUAGACAUUCAUACCAAGGGAUGGGAACCCCCGCUCAAGCCAGAAUUCAAAGAUCAGCUUGCCGAAGUGACUCGAGGAUAUGGAGGCGCUGAUCUGCGCGCCCUGUGCACCGAAGCAGCAUUGAACGCUGUGCAAGGCACAUAUCCUCAGAUCUACUCCAGUGACCGCAAGCUUCUUAUCGACCCCAGCACAAUCAAAGUCUUGGCUAAAGACUUCAUGAUAUCGGUCAACAAGAUCGUGCCUUCUUCAGAGCGCUCAGCGGCGUCAGGCGCGGCGCAGCUGAAGAAAGAUAUCGAGCCACUCUUAAGGCGCCCGAUGCAGCAGAUCUCGCAGCGUCUGGACGAGAUCAUUCCACGCAAACGCAAGGCGACCGCGCUCGAGGAGGCUAUGUAUGACGAUCGCGAAGACGAGAAUGGCUUCGAAAAGGAAGUCAUGCAGCGCGAGUUUGAAUCUUCUCGCGUGUUCAGACCUAGGCUUCUGAUCAAAGGCAAGGCUGGCAUGGGUCAACAGUACCUUGGCGCCGCCUUGCUUAGCAAGUUUGAAGGUCUACAUGUGCAGAAUUUCGAUCUUGCGACUUUGAUGAAGGAUUCCACUAGGUCUCCCGAAGCUGCAGUCGUUCAACUCUUCGAAGAAGUGAAACGCCAUAAGCCUAGCGUCAUCUAUAUCCCCAACGUGAGUGUGUGGUGGGACACUGUCGCCGAACCAGUGAAGAAGACUUUUAUCGGCCUUCUCCGUAGCUUGUCACCAACCGACCCCAUCUUGCUCCUUGGAAUACUAGAGCAAGCAACGCAUGACGAGAAGACAGACCCAGAGUUGCUUCGCAGUUUGUUUGGCUAUUCCAGGAAAGACCAGUACGAGCUUGACCGGCCUGAUGAGUCUGCACGACGCGAGUACUGGCAUGCCGUCCUUGAGUUCAUCCGCCGAGCACCGAAUCAGCUCCCUGAUCCCGAUCAACGCAAGAAGCGCAAGCUUGAUGUACUUCCCGAAGCACCAGUGCCAGUCACAGCUACAGCUGCGGAACCGAGCAAAGCGGAGCUCAAAGCGCAAAAGCGGAAGGACCAUCAGACGCUGAACAUCCUCAAGCUUCACAUUGGCCCCGUGAUGGAACAGAUCAAGUUGAAGUACAAGAAGUUCAGAAACCCACCGAUCGAGGAGACUCAAAUUGCUUAUCUUUUUGACGAUUCCGAUCCAAAAGUCUUGACGACAGAUCUUACCGAAGAACAAAGACAACAGCAAGCUCUGUUCCGGCCUUUUGAAGUUGCUAAGGAUCACAAAGGAGUGCCCGGGCUGAGAGAAGUAGCGACAGACAAGUUCUAUUACAAUCUCGACAUUGUCACGAUUGAGAAGCGUCUAUCCAAUGGCUACUACAAGCGUCCCAAGGACUUUCUUGCCGAUAUCAAACGCUUGUCGAAAGAUGCCAAGCAAUUCGGGGAGGGAGACAGAUUGCUCAAGGCCAAUGAAAUGCUUGCUAAUGUCGAAGUCGACAUGGGAACCUUGGAACAACAGCAACCGGCACUGUGCGCCGAGUGCGAAGGCGUAUUUGAACGCGAGCAGGCACGUGAACGGGCGCGUCUCGCGAAGGUUCAAGAAGCGCACCAUAAGGGCGAUGCUGUACCGAUGAUCGACGUUCCUGUAGGGCCUGUUGGCGACCCGUCAAAGACGACUACCGAAGAUUCCGGCCCGAUCAUGCUAGGUCAACAAUUCCCAGAGCGUCGCUUGCUCGCCACGCCGAGUAGGGUACCGGGAGUCAACCCGGACGCUAUUCCAUUUGCUGGCACAAAUGGCAGCGGUCCAUCGCCUCAUGCGAGUAAUCAGCGUCAAGGAGAAGACACGGAGAUGCAAGACGUGCAGCAUGAUGAACAAAAUGUGCCGCUUUCGCAGCAGAGCAUGCUCGGAUCUCAGCCGCCCGUGUUCACGCCAGCAACUGGCCAAUCUCAAGCUCAUGGCGCUUCACAGCCUGUUCCCCAGCAACAGCAAAGCAACCACACUUCUGGCGAAAAGUCAAGCGAUCGCAGCAGUGGACCGUUCUCACUUCCUACAAAUGGCAUCGAUCGACCAGGGGAUCAUCCAAACUUUCAUGUCUUUGGAUACGACUCAGGAUCUGGCAGCCAGAAUUAUCCCAACACACUGCCUCCUUCUACAGAGUCGCCGCCGAUCAAUACUGGGCAUGCACGACCUGACCCGAACGCGGCUCCCACAUCGACAGCUGCGCCGGUCCAACAAGCGCUCGGCCCGCCGCCUCGCCCAAAAAACCGAGUGUCCUCCGUCUCCGCGCUUCUCAACAAUGACGACGAGGAAGCAAAUGCAGACACGACCGAGAUGCAACGAGCGGACGAACGACUGAUCGUCACCGAGGAGAAAUUCCAAAUCGUUCUGCAGCGCAUGGUGGACAGCAGUAGUGGGCUUUCACUUGAGCAGAUGGAACAGAUUCGUGCUCGCGCCAUGGACUUGAUCUGGCGGGAACGUGGCAAUUGGAAUCGCGAUAUGGUGCUUGUCAUGGCGGCUGAUGUGUUCAAUGACACACUUGAUGAUAUUGAGUCUUGUCAGGAAGUUUUGGAUCCUAGUCAGAGGUUGAGGAUUAGUCGGGGGUUGGGAUAUGAUCAUUUGAGGAGUGCAUCUGGGAGCUAUGCUGCGCAAAGUGUGAGUGGAGGGGCAGGGACUGGGGCGGGGAGAAGUAGUAUUGCUGGCUCGGCGGCGUAGAGUUUGUCGCGCAGAACAGAGUGGUUUGUGGGUUGAGGAACGUUUGGCACAGCGCUUGAGGGAAAGAUAGAGAAGAGCUGUAAAGACAAGUUGUUCUAUUGAGAUCGUUGUGUGCGCAUUAAAAAUGGAG
Messenger RNA from Cercospora beticola, 5537 nucleotides. It is a transcript of the gene YTA7, whose product is annotated as chromatin segregase YTA7. The record is from RefSeq and is a predicted model, not a curated record. Gene Ontology annotation, biological process: positive regulation of transcription by RNA polymerase II. Gene Ontology annotation, molecular function: chromatin binding; ATP hydrolysis activity; histone binding. Lineage: Eukaryota; Fungi; Ascomycota; Dothideomycetes; Mycosphaerellales; Mycosphaerellaceae. Gene Ontology annotation, cellular component: nucleus.